CUAUCGAUUAAUUGGAAACAGCACUCGCAGAACCACGAGGUUAUCUCCAGGUUCAGUAUUAUUCAAAGAACGCUUUCGUUCGGUGCUAUAAAAGCGUGCGUUACUCGAAUGCAUAAACAAUUGCAAAGAUGUGCGGAAGAAUUGUUGUGUUUUUUGUUGCGUGUUGUUUUUCCGUGACACUUUCGCAACAUGUUAAAGUUAAAUUAUACACCAUGGAGGUGAUGAAAAAGGAAAUCGAGGUUUCUGUUGAUGGGAAUGUUCGGGAAUUGAUUGGCAAGGAGUAUUAUGAUAAAAUGGAAGUGAUUACGCCAAAAUUGUCCACCUUAAAUAAGAACUUUCUUAGCAACAUCGGUAUUAGCAACAUUGUUUUAUCAUCGAAUAAUAUCAUUAAAUUGAUGCCGUCUAGUUUUGAAACUUGUCCACCAAUGACACAAGUAAACUUGACACAUAACCGGAUAAAAAUAAUUCCAGAGAAUAUUUUCACAAACACCAACAUUUCAGAUUUGAAUUUAUCAUUCAACGAAAUCGACACUAUUGAAGAAGAUGCCUUUUCCAAUAUGCCACUAUUAAUUAAUAUUGAUUUAAGGAACAAUAAUAUUAAAAAUUGGAAUCAAAACUGGUUCUAUAAGACACCACAACUAUCUAGAUUACAAUUCUCAAACAACAAGUUGCAAGAGCUACCAGCAAAUGCAUUUCAAAACUUAAUUGGCGAAAAGAAGUACGGAAAUAUUCAGAUGAAGUUAAUGCUGUAUUUUAGUUACAACGAUCUGAAAACUGUAACACUGAACGCUUUUGAUGGACUGAAGGAAAUUGAUAAAUUGUGGUUAGAUCACAAUCAUCUCACCACGUUCAAUGAAGCUAUUGUAGAUAAAAUCAAAAUUAACGAGUUGAGAUUAGACAGCAAUGAAAUCAACAGAUUGUCUGGAGAAUGGAAAAAGUUGCUCAAUAUUCAAAUCAUUGACUUAGACUCGAAUCCAUUUCAUUGUGACUUCAUAAACGAAAUGAAAAAAUGGUGCGAAAUUAAUAAUAAAAAAGUGAGCUUGUUUUAUUCCGAUAUGAACUGCAGAGUUGAUAGAAUUAAAGGGAAAAUGGACGACUUGAAGAGAACCUUGGAGAAACUGAAGAAUGAAAGGACAAGUACUCCUAAAAGUGCUUAAUUGUAUUUAACAAAUAUAAUUAAAGUCCAGUUUUGAUCCAAAACACA
Messenger RNA from Aethina tumida (small hive beetle), 1204 nucleotides. Its product is annotated as tsukushi. NCBI's taxonomy places the organism in Eukaryota, Metazoa, Arthropoda, Insecta, Coleoptera, Nitidulidae. The record is from RefSeq and is a predicted model, not a curated record. Gene Ontology annotation, cellular component: extracellular matrix. Gene Ontology annotation, molecular function: protein binding. Bases 129 to 1157 code for a protein of 342 amino acids. The transcript is spliced from 2 exons.